Molecule: messenger RNA, 764 nt
Organism: Triticum dicoccoides
Lineage: Eukaryota; Viridiplantae; Streptophyta; Magnoliopsida; Poales; Poaceae
Exons: 2
Coding region: 80-703 (207 amino acids)
Source: RefSeq, a predicted model, not a curated record
UCGUCUUCUCUCGGCAGAACGACAAACUAAAAACACAGAAAAGAGGAAGCAGAGGACCGCCGAGAAAGGGAAGAGGAGAAUGACGGCGGGGAAGGGUAGGGCCGGCGCGGGGAAGGCACCGGAGAUGGUGACCAUGGAUCUGCUCGGCGGGUGGGGCGGCCACGCCGGUGGGGAGGACGAGGUCGUCGACCUGGUCAAGGUGCCCGCCGGCUGGGAGAGACGGCUCGACCUGCUGUCCGGCAAGACGUUCUUGACUCCUCAUCGCCACCAGACCGCCCAAGACGGCCGCCAGAACCUCAACCUGCCUCCCACGGCAUCCACCGCGGCCGCCGUCACCACCACCUCCUCUGCGUUCUGCACCCUCGACAUGGUCCCCUACGCCCUAGAGCGCGCCGCUGCCGCGCGGUCCGCCACCUCGCCGGACACGUCGUCCUCCUCGUUGGCGUCCGCCUCAUCCUCGUCCUCGUCGCUGGGAAAGCGCAGCCGCUCGCCGCCUUCAAGCACGGCGUCGCCCGCUGCGAACCCGGCCAUGAGCGCGUGUGCGUGCCCGUCCUGCUUCACGUACGUGCUCAUCGCCGAGGCCGACCCCUGGUGCCCGCGGUGCGCAUCGAAGGUGCCGCUGCUGCCUAGUAAGCCCACUGCCCACAGCAGCGGGAAGAAGCCCAGGAUUGACCUGAAUGCUGACGCCGAUGAGACCGAGUGAACAAGAAAAGAUGAAAGACAAAUGAUUUAUUUUCUUUUUGGUAAAGUUUUUCAGGGGAAGA